AUGAAACUCGCCCUCCCUGUCUUUACGCUCGCGCUCGCGGCGAUCGCCGCUGCAACAGCGGUCCCAGACUGCAACUCCUGCACCUCGCUGCUCGAGUUUUGCUUCAAGAACGGCCAUACGCCAGGCCAGACGGGCUGUCUACAGACUUGCCGUGAACACGUGUGCCACCGGACGCCUGCUGUGAGUUUUUAA
Messenger RNA from Dothidotthia symphoricarpi CBS 119687, 192 nucleotides. RefSeq lists its product as uncharacterized. The coding region runs from base 1 to 192 and encodes 63 amino acids. The record is from RefSeq and is a predicted model, not a curated record. NCBI's taxonomy places the organism in Eukaryota, Fungi, Ascomycota, Dothideomycetes, Pleosporales, Dothidotthiaceae. The transcript has 2 exons.